AGGGCCCGGCUCGGGGAGGAGCUCCCACUCGCCUCUAUUUAGGGCGGGUGGGGGAGUGCGGGCCAGACCUACCUGGUGCAGCUUUUAGCCUCCUGGAUUUCUCGCCGGCCCGCUGUCCCUUAAUCCUGCCUGCCUGCCACACCCACACCCCCGCCACUCAGGUAGCCUCAUGGCUGCAACCUGUGAGAUUAGCAACGUCUUCAGCAACUACUUCAGUACUAUGUACAGCCCGGAGGAACCUGCCCUGGCUUCUGUUCCCGCUGCGGCCACCUUUGGGGCUGAGGACCUGGUGCUGACCCUGAGCAACCCCCAGAUGCCACUGGAGGGCCCAGAGAAGGCCAGCUGGUCGGGGAAGCAGCCGCAGUUCUGGUCAAAGGCCCAGGUUCUGGACUGGAUCAGCUACCAGGUGGAGAAGAACAAAUACGACGCCAGUUCCAUUGACUUCUCACGGUGCGACAUGGACGGGGCCACGCUCUGCAACUGUGCCCCCGAGGAGCUGCGUCUGGUCUUUGGGCCCCUGGGGGACCAACUCUACUCCCAGCUGUGGGACCUCACUUCCAGCUUUCCCGAUGAACUCAGCUGGAUCAUUGAGUUGCUGGAGAAGGACAGCAUGGCCUUCCAGGAGACGCUGGGCCCCUUGGACCAGGGAAGCCCCUUCAGCCAAGAGGUGCUUGAGGAGGGCCGGCAGGCCAGCCCCUACUUCCCCGGCAGCUACGGCACCACCGGGGCCCCCUCCCCCGGCAGCUCCGAUGUCUCCACUGCAGGGACUGGUACUUCCCAGAGCCCCCACUCCUCAGACUCCGGUGGAAGUGAUGUGGAUCUGGAUCUCACCGACAGCAAACUCUUCUCCAGGGACGGCUUUCCUGACUAUAAGAAGGGGGAUCCUAAGCACGGGAAGCGGAAACGGGGUCGGCCCCGAAAGCUGAGCAAAGAGUCUCGGGAGUGUCUGGAGGGCAAGAGGAGCAAGCACGCCCCCAGAGGCACCCACCUGUGGGAGUUUAUCCGGGACAUCCUCCUCCACCCGGAACUCAAUGAAGGUCUCAUGAAGUGGGAGAACCGGCAAGAGGGUGUCUUCAAGUUCCUGCGAUCAGAGGCCGUGGCCCAGCUUUGGGGCCAGAAGAAGAGGAACAACAGCAUGACUUACGAGAAGCUGAGCAGAGCCAUGAGGUACUACUACAAACGGGAGAUCCUAGAGCGGGUGGAUGGCCGGCGGCUGGUCUACAAGUUUGGCAAAAACUCUAGUGGCUGGAAGGAGGAAGAAGUUGCCGGGAGUCGGAACUGAGGGUCGGAACGAGACCCAGGACCAAACGCAAGGACUUGAGGCCUGCGGCCCCUCCCGGGAAGACCCGCAGGUCCCAGCAUCUGGGCAAUGCUCCGGCUGUGCUGCGGAGAGAAGCUGUGAGGCUCUGGUAUCCUGUCAGCCACCGUCCUCGGAUCCGGGGCUUGCGGCCUCUCCUCUCUGCCCUCUUCUUGGAAUUACAAGCCCGGGGGUUUGAGGUGACUCGUCUUGCUGACUUGUCCGCAAGUGUAGCUUCUUUUACCUGGUGCCUCCUCAGACCCAACCCAGACACCGGCUACGGACAGCACCUUCCUCCUCCAGAUGCCCGGACUGAGCCGAGGAGGCCAAGGGAAGCACCAGGAGUGCUGUGUGAGGGGACAGGACGGGGUCCUCCUGAACCUGCUUUCUGGACUGCCUUCCACCUCCGUGCUUGGACUCUGCAGGCAGGGGUCAGAGCACUCCCUAAUUUAUGUGCUAUAAAUACGUCAGAUGUACAUAGAGAUCUAUUUUUUCUAAGACAUUCCCCUCCCCGCUCCUCUCCCACCACGUGUUAGUGGCCAGACUGACUGACUGUUUCGGCCCUUGGCCGGGCCGAUGAGGGGCCGGGAGAUGCCGGGCCCCUGAGGAUGGGGCUCCUGGCUCCUUUUUCCUGUGAAUGGAGGUAGAGACCUCCAAUAAAGUGUCUUCUGGGCUUUUUCUAA
Molecule: messenger RNA, 1980 nt
Organism: Felis catus (domestic cat)
Lineage: Eukaryota; Metazoa; Chordata; Mammalia; Carnivora; Felidae
Gene: ELF3
Product: E74 like ETS transcription factor 3
Exons: 9
Coding region: 170-1282 (370 amino acids)
Biological process (GO): regulation of transcription by RNA polymerase II; cell differentiation
Cellular component (GO): nucleus
Molecular function (GO): sequence-specific DNA binding; DNA-binding transcription factor activity, RNA polymerase II-specific
Source: RefSeq, a predicted model, not a curated record